This is a messenger RNA of Thermothielavioides terrestris NRRL 8126, 1736 nucleotides long. RefSeq lists its product as uncharacterized. The coding region runs from base 193 to 1611 and encodes 472 amino acids. NCBI's taxonomy places the organism in Eukaryota, Fungi, Ascomycota, Sordariomycetes, Sordariales, Chaetomiaceae. Gene Ontology annotation, molecular function: protein binding. The record is from RefSeq and is a predicted model, not a curated record. The transcript has a single exon.
CAGCCAACGGCUGCCAAGCACCAACUGAGCAACGACCACAAAGGCGCCUGCCACCUUCAUAAAGUCGGCGAAGGACGCGCCACGCGCUUCCAUGGUUCAGCAUUCAGUGCUUGUUUGCUGCUCUUGGAUCUGUUCUCGGUUUAAUUCCUCGAUCCUUCUGCUUCUGCGUUGGCGUCUCUGCGAUCAACAACCAUGAGCGCCGCGGCCAUGGGAGCGGCGAUGGACCCUCAGACCCGCUCCAGGCUCGUCCACAUCCCGCUGGAGGUCCUUGUUCGCAUCACUUACUUCAUCUCGACGACCGACCUAGGAAACGUACGGCUGAGCUGCAAGGCCCUGGAGCGCGGUCUUUUCAAUUUCUUCUCGCAUGAGUUCUUCCGCAAGAAGCAAUUUAUGGCAAGCUCCGCCAGCCUGCAGGCGCUCAUCGACAUUUCGAAUCAUCCGACUCUCUCCCCCGUCCUCAAGCAUGUCAUCAUCGGCGCCGACCGCCCGGGCGAACGAACAAGCAGGACAGACCAACAGAACGCCGCCCUGCUGGAGCUCGCCAACGCAGACUUCGCGAACUUGCUGGCCACAGGGGGUCUCCGAGACAUGCUUGCUGAAGCCUUCGCCAACCUGAAGAACCUCGAGACCGUCGACAUCCGCGACUUCAACUCCCAGAGCCGCAAUCGCGACGGACUGGGCACUCCAUGGCGUAGCUACGGCUCCACAACACUGGCUGCGUCCACGAACACCGUCGUCGCCAUCAAGCCGCGUUCGAAUCCGGACCCUUACAUCAAUCAGCUCUUUAGCGCGGUCACCGCUGCCUUAGCUGUCGCAAAAGCGCGCCCAACGAGUCUGGAAGUUCUCAUCAGAGGUGCCGACUGGCGUUAUGCGUGGGGGCUUUACGACUCCGCCUUCUAUAUUCCGCCGCGCAUGGAAGCAUCCAUCGUUCCGGUUCUGGAGGGUCUGCGGUCGCUCCACCUCUCUCUCAUGCUCACCGGUACGGCCGUCACGCGACCCUUCAUUGUCCAGAAGUUCUUGUCGCGCGCAUCCAAUCUGACGUGGCUGCGCUUGAACUUUUCCCGCACCACGCGAUCGGACUCGCAGCAUCUUCUCUCUUGGCUCGCACUCAACGAGGCCGACAACCCGCCGGACUCGUUCGACGCGCGCCCCGUCCCGUUCCGCCAUCUUGAGCGGCUCGAUCUGGGUGGUGUCGAGACGGACGCUGCGACCAUCAUCAAGCUGGUCGCCAAGUUCGCGCCCACCCUCACCUCGCUCUAUCUCCGGAGAGUGUGCCUCUUCGACAGCGAAAAUCGCCACAGGUCGACCAAAGUCAACCCCUGGGCUUCCUUCUUGACUGCGCUUCCCAGGGUGCCGGGCGCGAAUCUCCGCGUGGUGGACCUCAGCUGCAUUGCGCACUCCUUCGAUGGAUGGAGGGGCAAUGUGUCGUUCAAGACCACAGAUUCGGCCCCGUAUUCCAGGGAGUGGAGGUGCUCAACCAACCUCGUUACCCUGGACAAAGCCGUUGCUGGGGCGGUUGCGAUUAUGACGGCUGACAUGCCUCCGGAACCUAGUCCUGAUCCUAUGGAUGGUAUGUGCAGGCGGUUGUUGGGUGCCGAAGGGGAGGUAUGACUGACGCUUCUUGCAGAAGACACUUCCGAGGAGGACGAAGAUGAAGAUGAAGAUGAAGACGAUGAAAACGACGACGAGUAGGUAGGAGCAGCAAGCGAAGGGGCGGGGUCUCAAAUGGGGUUGUU